CCAGGGCCGCGCAGGGGGAAGCUUCUUCCUGCCGGGACUCAGCCUAGGAUGAUCCUUCCUCUCCCGGCGAGUCACAAACCUCACCAACCCGCAGAGAGGAAUGUUCGUGGGAUCGCGGAAACGGGCCUUCGAGACCAUCUACUACAACCCCUUCACGUCUGACAGAGGAGGAAACUGAGGCUCGGAGAGAUUUAGUGACUUUGCCAACAUCACCCAGGUAGGACGUGGAGGCGAGAUUCGAACCCAGGUCUUGGUACUGCGGCUCCAGCGCUCUUUCCACGACAGUCCACACCGCCGACUUAAGGCGAGUGAGGCCGGGGCUGGCUGGCCGGCUGCAGCGGCUGCAGGAUGGGGAACAGCGCCCUCCGCGCCCACCUGGAAACGGCGCAGAAAACGGGCGUGUUUCAGCUCAAGGACCGCGGGCUGACGGAGUUCCCCGAGGAGCUGCAGAGGCUGACGAGCAACCUCCGGACCAUCGACCUGUCCAACAACAAGAUAGAGCACCUCCCGCCUGCCCUCAUCGGGAAGUUCACGCUGCUCAAGAGCCUGUCCCUGAACCACAACCGACUGACUGUUCUGCCAGAGGAGCUAUGCAAGUUGACAAAGCUAGAGACCCUACACCUUAACAACAAUCACCUGACACAGCUGCCAGCUGCUUUUGGGCAAUUGUCUGCCCUCAAAUCUCUGAGCCUCUCUGGGAACCAGCUUCGAGCUGUACCAUCUCAGCUUUGUAGCCUUCGACACUUGGAUGUGGUAGAUCUCUCCAAAAACCAGAUUCAAAGUGUACCUGACACAGUAGGAGAACUACAGGCUAUUGAGCUGAACCUCAACCAGAAUCAGAUUUCUCAGAUCUCACCACAGAUAUCUCGCUGUCCACGCCUCAAGGUCUUGCGCAUGGAAGAGAACUGCCUAGAACUCAGCAUGCUUCCACGAAGCAUCCUCAGCAAUUCCCAGAUUGCUCUGCUUGCAGUAGAAGGCAAUCUUUUUGAAAUAAAGAAACUCCGAGAACUGGAAGGCUAUGAAAAGUACAUGGAGAGGUUCACAGCCACCAAGAAGAAGUUUGCAUGAUGUUCCCCAGGAGCAAGGCACCUCAUAGGAAACACACUUUGAACCUAAGUUGCAAAGUCCAACUGAAUAGAAGACUCAUGUCAUUGGCAAGAUCUGCAGUGAGGAAAUGAUUGAAGGAAGAAUGAACACUUGAGUACCAAAUGGUGUCUCCCAGAAGCAGAUUAUGUUGCAUCUAACUUUCUCUCCCCUUUCAGGACUUGCUAUAAAUAAAGCAAAAGAGAAAGAGAAGGGGAGAGGGAGCAAGCUUGAGAGCGUGUUAGAGAGGACACGCCAAGUCCUCAGGCUGAGGGAUAAUGAAGGCCUAUAUUUUCACAGCUGUUACCAGUUUCACUUUAAGAAACAAGUAGGUAGCUGCUGUUUUAUACACUAAGGGGGCUGUGCCUGGUAACUGCCCUGAGGUUGUAUCACUUGUACAGCUCCACACCACAGCUUGAAAGCCCAUAUUUAAUUCUGAUGUGUGAGCUGCCAUAACAACUACAGAUCCACCUCUGCAUUUAACACUUUUUGUAUUUUUGUGGAACACAAGUAGUUCAUGACAAGCUGCUAUGAUUAAUCACAGCAUUCAGUGCUUUAUUUAUUCCAACACAUCAUUUCAAUUGAAAGUUAAAAUUCUGCUGCUUUGAGAAAAGUGCUUAUUUGCUUGGAACUUAAUUAUGAUAUGUGGCAAAUGUCUCGAUUUAAAAUGUGCUUUGCUGGUUUAAAAAAACCAAACACUUAGGACAUAAGCCCCAAGCUGCAUCAAAUUCAUUACUACUAUUGUAGGUGCCUUACUGGUGAAGGUACUUGUAUGCAAAACAUGUAAGAUGAAAAGAAUUGUAAUAUCCAAGAUUUUUCUAAAGCUUCUUUAGAAAUGUCUAAUUUCCUGUAACCUUUUACCCUUUUUGUAUUAUAAUUUUACUAAUCAAAUUACCUAUCCAAAAGCUAUUGCUACGACAGAUUUUCAAAACAUCCCAUUAUAUAUAUUAGGUGUGCUCUCUGCAUAAGAUGGAAAAAAGGAUAUGAAAAAUAAAUAACUUUUUUUAAAAAGA
Molecule: messenger RNA, 2096 nt
Organism: Vombatus ursinus (common wombat)
Lineage: Eukaryota; Metazoa; Chordata; Mammalia; Diprotodontia; Vombatidae
Gene: LRRC57
Product: leucine rich repeat containing 57
Exons: 6
Coding region: 349-1068 (239 amino acids)
Molecular function (GO): protein binding
Source: RefSeq, a predicted model, not a curated record